AUGGCCAAUCUCACUGUGGUGACUGGAUUCUUCCUCAUGGGCUUUUCCAACAUCUGGGAGCUACAGGUCUUGCAUGCCACCCUUUUCUUGCUGAUCUAUCUGGUGGCUCUGAUGGGAAAUCUGCUCAUCUUCAUGCUUAUCUCUCUUGAGGGGAAACUCCAAACUCCUAUGUACUUCUUCCUAAGGAAUCUGUCAUUUUUAGAUCUUUGUCUUGUUUCUAUCACAGUCCCCAAUUCAAUUGCAAACUCGUUGAGUCACAACUACUCCAUCUCUUUUUGGGGGUGUGUGUCACAGCUCUUUUUAAUGAUGCUAUUUGCAGCAUCAGAGCUUUUUCUCCUCACAGUGAUGUCCUAUGACCGCUACGUGGCCAUCUGUCAGCCCUUGCACUAUGAAGUCAUUAUGAACAGUGAAACUUGUGUGAAGAUGGCAGCUGCUUCCUGGCUCACUGGAGGUUUGUUUGGGGUCCUAUACACAGUUAGUACAUUCACUUUGCCCUUCUGUGGCUCCAAGGAGGUCCACCAGUUCUGUGACGUCCCUUCCUUACUCAGAAUCUCCUGCUCUGAGACACACCUUGCAACUGAUGUCACUAUGGUUUUGGCAUUUAGUUUAGGGAUUUUCUGCUCCAUUUACAUCACAAUUUCUUACGGUCGCAUUAUCUCAACUGUGCUGAAGAUUCCAACCAAAGAAAGUAGGUCAAAAGCAUUCUCCACUUGUUUGCCCCACUUCACCAUUUUCAUGUUUUUUAUCACAACAGGUGUCAUUGCUUAUCUAAUGCCACCCCAGGAAUCUGACCCAGUUCUAGACCUGUUGUUGUCCAUGUUCUAUACAGUGGUGCCUCCAACCCUGAACCCUGUCAUCUAUAGCCUGAGGAACAAGGACGUGAAGACUGCUUUGAGGAAGUUCAUAGCCUGGAAAUACUUUUCAAAGGCAUUAAUACCAAAAUUUUUUUCCAUGAUUAUUUGA
Molecule: messenger RNA, 963 nt
Organism: Trichosurus vulpecula (common brushtail)
Lineage: Eukaryota; Metazoa; Chordata; Mammalia; Diprotodontia; Phalangeridae
Product: olfactory receptor 14A2-like
Exons: 1
Coding region: 1-963 (320 amino acids)
Biological process (GO): G protein-coupled receptor signaling pathway
Cellular component (GO): membrane
Molecular function (GO): G protein-coupled receptor activity; odorant binding; olfactory receptor activity
Source: RefSeq, a predicted model, not a curated record